AUGUUGCCUGACCACACUUUAGUGUUAUCUACAGAAAAAGCCGCUCCCAAUAGAAAGAUUAUGAAAGAAAGAGUCACUUUUAUGCCUUGCGCUAAUGCGACGAGCAACCAUAAACUUCGUUUACUUGUUGUAGGAAAGGCUCAAAAGCCUCGUGCAUUUAAAUCGGUUACACUUCCUGUGUACUACCGAGGGCAGAAGAAUGCGUGGGUAACAAGAGAUUUAUUUUUAGAUUGGUUCAACAAUGAAUUUGUUCCUAGCGUUCGUCGUCAUCUUUCUUCAAUCAAUUUUSCUAUGGAAGCUGUAUUACUAUUGGAUAACUGCCCAGGUCACCCAUCUGCAGAUGAACUUCGCAGUGAAGAUGGCAAAAUUUUUGCGAUGUUUCUUCCACCAAAUACAACUGCUCGUAUUCAACCAAUGGAUCAGAAUGUUAUCCAAAACAUAAAAUUGAAUUACCGAAAAACUUUACUUAUGAAUAUUUUGGCGAAUGGAGAAAACGGAGUUGACUUGGUAGCAGCUUUGAAAAAAAUCAAUCUUAAAGAUGUUGUUUUUAACUUGGCUAACUGUUGGUUAUCUGUCUCGUCACAUCUGAUUAAAAUGUCAUGGAAAAAUCUUAGUCCACAACUGGUGGAUGUGAACGAAACCACUAAAGUUCARGAGGAAAACAUUAUCCUUACCCCACUUUUAGCCAAGUUGGCUCCAAACACAGCCAUUACUGAGGAUGAAAUUCAACAGUGGGCAUCRGGGGGCUGCGAUGAAGAGAUACAGCACCAGGAAGUUUUAACUGAUGAUGAAAUCAUGCAUGCCGUGACCAAAGAAGAUAUUGAGAAGGAAGAAGAUGAUGAAUUUUUGCCCCCUUCAAAAUUAUCUGCUUCAGAAGCUACAAAAGCGUUAAAUACGGCCAUCCAGUGGGCUGAACAAAACGAUCAAAGCUGCGAAGAACUAAUGUUACUUAGACGUUUGCGGGACAAGGCAUACCAAUCCACAAUAGAAACCAGU
Diuraphis noxia (Russian wheat aphid) is the source of this 996-nucleotide messenger RNA. Its product is annotated as jerky protein homolog-like. The record is from RefSeq and is a predicted model, not a curated record. Lineage: Eukaryota; Metazoa; Arthropoda; Insecta; Hemiptera; Aphididae.